GGCUGGAGGAUGAGGCCGAGUUCAACUUCGGCAGAGCCGGGGAGGUCGAGGCAGCGACCGGGGCAGGAGGAGCUGCCAGCAGCGAUCGUCUCGGUAAAACCGGCGACGGGGACAAGGCUGGAGCCGAGAAGAGGGCGACGGUGCGGCUCAACCUGUCUCUCUCCGAGCCCGACGACCGCUCCUCCGUCGAGUUUAAUUACGGAGAACUCAUCCACAACCUCCAGGCAAAGAAUAAACCACCAAGUCAGACUUCAGCCCACAAUCCCAACGACCCCUUCAACGAUGACGAGAGAGAGCGGGUCCAGGUUGAGGCCAUGGCUAAAAAGUUUGAAAAUAAAUAUGGUAACACAGGGAAGAAGAAGAAGAAGGACAGAAUGCAAGAUUUGAUCGAUAUAGGUUUCGGCUACGAUGAGACAGACCCCUUUAUUGACAACUCAGAAGCUUAUGAUGAGCUGGUCCCUGCGUCUUUGACCACAAAGCUGGGGGGAUUUUACAUCAACACUGGCACGCUGCAGUUCAGAGCGGCCUCCGACUCCGAGGGAGAGGGGGACAAGAAGCCGAAUAACGACAAGGAGCAGGUGAUUAAGAAGAGGAAAAAGAAGGAAGCGAACAAUCUGGAGGAGAAGAACCCGAAGAAGAACAGAGUAACUAAACAAGGAGUGACGGCAAUCAGCCUCCACCGGCCGGAGAAGAAGAAGAGGAAGAAGCUGAUGAAGGACUCACUGUACCUGGCGGCCAUGCUCCGCCGCUUCACCCGGGAGAAGGAGGAGAUGAGGAAAAGGAACCCAAACAUGGCUCACUGUGGCCUGGCAGGAGGUGUGGCUAACAAGCCCCACUCCACCAACUCAACGAACCACCUGUUAGCCUCUAACUCCACCCAUCCGCAGGGCAACACAGCCAGCAACGACCUCUCACUGGCAGACCUCACCUCGGACCCCGCAGUGAUGUCACUGCUGGGCUCGGCCAAUGAGAAGGAGCUGCAGGAUCUCUUAAGCGACCUGGACUUCAGCUUGUUGGACACUGACCAGCAGCAUGCAAUGGUGGCGGCCAGGGAGAACGGCAUUCUGGGAGUCGGUGUUCCGACUAUUAAAGCAGGAGGAGGAGGCGGUGGCCAAGGGCGAGGCCUUGGGUCUUCCAGCGGACUGUUUUCUCCUCCCCCGCUGCCUGACGGCCUGCCUGCUCCUCUUACUAAACGCAUCGAGGACCUGUGGGCGGCCUCGCGGCAGUUUGAUCAAGAGGGCAGGAAGAAAUUUUUCACCUUGGACAUGAAUAACAUUCUGUUGGAUAUUGAGCUGCAGGUUCAGGAGCAGCCCCCUGAGGUGCGUUCGGAAAUCUACUCGCACAUGGAGGCAUUCGUGCCAUGCAACAAAGAAGCCCUCCUCAAACGCCUGAAGAAGCUCAGUCUCAACAUCCAGGACGAUCGACUACGGACGCCGCUGUUGAAGCUGAAGCUGGCGGUGUGCAGUGUGAUGCCAGAGCAGAUAGCCAGAUACAACAUGGACUGCAUGGCUAAGGUUGCAAAGCAGCAGUCAGAAGAUGGCGAUAAGAAUGGCUCAGAGGAGGAAGAUGAGGAGAAGCCUGGGAAAAGGGUCAUGGGUCCGCGGAAGAAGUUUGUCUGGGAUGACAAGCUCAGGAACCUGCUGUGCAUCUUGGUGCGAGUAAAGCUGAGCUGCUAUGAGAUGGAGAACCAGUGCUCUCUGUCUGUGGAGGACUACCUCAAGGCCUUCUUAGAGAAUGAGGUCAAACCACUAUGGCCCAAGGGCUGGAUGCAGGCCAGGAUUCUGCUGAAGGAGAGUCUUUCCGUUCACAGUCACCUCACUGGAAACCUAGUCAAGAGGAGAAUGAUGCCUGGACCCAAGGCCAAAGCCAAGGAGGGUCUUUGGAUCCACAAACCACCUCUCACCAUGACCUCCACCCAAUCUCUGCCCACUUCCACAUCCGCUCUGACCUCCAACCGCCAGACCGUCUCCUCCUCCUCUCCCUCGGAGCCCAUCUGUCUGUCGGACUCUCUGGACGAGGACCUGACUGCUCCGUCUCUGGACUCCAUCUCCCACGCUCUGGCCCUCCUCAGCAAUGCAUCCAAGGGCCUGGGCCCCUCAGACAGCCCCUUGUCGCCCCCACCUCUACAAAUCCCCACCUCCUCUCCUCCUCCCGUUGCCCCUCACUACCCCUCGGCCUCUCAGCUCUCUGCCUCAGUUGCAUCCACGACGCAGCAACAUUCCCUGUCAAAGGUGGAAACUGCUCAGUUAGCGGCUGCGUCGGCUGGGAACUUGUCGACAACAACAACGCUGCCAACCUCCUCUUCUACCUCCUCUUCCUCGUCUCCUGUUGUCGCCUCCAUGGCUCGUGUGCAGGCAGCGGGCCUGUCGCUGGCGUCCAGGACUGCAAAUGGUCCCUACGGCCUGAUCAAAGGAUCUGGCACCAUGGGCCAAACCCAGACUCAGAGACUAGUUACCAUGGCAUCACCCAAUCACAGGCCAAGCUCGGUGAUAGGCGUGAGUGGCAAGAUGCAUCCACACCCUUCCCCAUCGCCUCCGAAGCAGCGGCCUCCUCCCACGGCUUCCCCUCUGCUGCCCCCCCAUCAGAAGGGCUUUGUUAGCUUGGUGGGGAUGCUGGGAACUAUGGGAGCCCCUGAAGGACUGAUCAAGAGCAGCGCCAAAGUUGGUGGCAUCAGCACCAACGGCAGCUCGGUGAGCAGCAGCAUUACACCUUCUUCCUCCCCUUCCUUACAGUCCCGCUCCAACUCCACCGCCCACCCUGGCCUGCAGUCCUUCUGCCCUCCCUCCCCCGUGGCCUCCUCGCCAUCCCCCACCUCCCAUACCUCACACUCCGCUCAAGUUAAAUCCCACACACACCACCACCAGCCCAACUUCAUCACCCCAAUGCAGGCCACCCUCACCAAGUCCUCCCACAGCAGCAACUCCUCACCCAUCAUCAAGCUCACUCCGCGGCCUCCUGCGCCCACCCCGCCUCCUUCCUCCUCCUCUCCCAUCAUCAAGCUCACUCCGCGGGCUCCUGCGCCCACCCCGCCUCCCUCCUCUUCCCCCUCCCCGUCGUCCUCACCCUCGCACCCGCUCUCCCAUCAGAUGAUCUCCAGCCAACAGCAACAACACCAGUAUACCCCCAAAACCCCCAAAACCUUUCGGCCCCCCUUCAGCGUAUCGGGCGGCGGGCAGGUAAAGCAGACCCAGGGCAGCUACAGCUUCGCAGGAGGCCAGAAAGCUCAGUCCACCCUGAGCAACAGUAGCAUCAACAACUCCGCCAACAACAAGGGAGUGGUAUCAGUUGUCUGCAGUCACCCAGACAAAACUCCUUCAUCUUCUGCGCCUUCAAUCUCAGCCAAUCACGGGCAGAGGCAGAGAAUGGUGGGCGGGGCUAACAAGAGCUCAAAGGCAGGAAACGGUUGGGCGGCCUCAGGAACUUUGGCCACGUCCUCCACAACGCCACACCUCUCACAGGUAUCCACAGCAGGCACUUCCCUCCUGGGCAACCCUUCCGCUCUGCCCCUGGGCUUUGGGAUGUUGGGAGGCCUGGUACCCGUCUCGCUGCCCUUCCAGUUCCCCCCGUUGCUCAACUUCAGCCCUCCCGGAGCCCCAGGGGCCGCUGGCAUGGGCUCCGCCCCCAGCUCCAACUCAGGAUAUCCCCUAGCACAGAGCGACCUAAUGGAUCUGUAUAAGAGUCUCCAGUCAGGGUCGCAGGCUGCCCUACCUCCUCACUUGCAGCUUGCUUUCUCAGAUGCGAACCAAAGCCAGGGUGGAGACAUGAAGAGGAAAUCCCACUGACCAAUACCUGCGAGGUGACGUCACAACCUCCUGGACACAUCCACCAAUAGGAAUCUUCACUUUGAUUGACUGACACAGUGAUGUGGUAUGAGGGGGCGGGGCUCCACUGCCUCUUUUCAAAAUGGACCUAUAGGAGAAUCAGUUUAUCCUCGCUACAAGUGGCAAUGAUGAAUUAAUUUAACUGUAUUUUCUAAUGAACCGGGUAUGAGAACAAGACGGAGUGAAUGACGAGAAAACUUAUUUUUUGUUCCGCUUAUUUUUAUUUUUGUCAACAUGUUUACAUAUGACCGACCUUGAUCACUGUGGAAUGAGUGUGAGCGAGGUGGUGGUACAGACGAGAGUAGUAGUACGCUACGUAAUAUAAUUUGUAUUUAAGCUUAUGUGGAAUAACAGGACUCUUGUUCUUGCAGUACAAAAAGAAAAAAAAGAAAAACAGACUGAGUAAUGAAUUUUUAUUUUUCUGUCUUUUGUCUCAAAUGUGGGAAUCGUCGUGUCCGUAGAAAUUUUAUUGUUGGUCACCUCUGCUCCCACAAAUGACUGUUAAGUAGUAGCUUAAAUUAAUAUUGAUAAAUUAUUUGUAAUUUACACAGGGACAAAAACAUGUUAUUGUGUGUGUGUGUGAGAGAGAGAGAGAGAGAGAUGUGAGGUUGAUUUGAAUGUGUGUAUGUACAUAAAAAACACAAUAUACUGUUAAUUUCUUUCCAGAUUAUUCUGUGUGAAUGGAUAAGGACGCGUAUCCCCUUUUCACAAUAAUGACCGAGUGUAAGUUUGAUGCCCCUCUCUUGCUCAGUGUGUUUUUGGUGCUGUUUAAUCACACUGGACCUUUUCUGGAAAAAAGACUUGAAUUGAAAAAGUUUUGGGCUCCUCUUCUGGAGCGAGGAGCCGCCUGUGAGAGAGGGGAGAAACGUCAAGAUUGUAGCCUACUUGAAUUCUGUUUUCUUUCUUUUUUUGUGAGUUAAGAUUUUUAUUUACUUUCUCUGCUUAUUGACUCGAACCAACUUAAUAUAACACAACGCCUUAGUUUAUAUCGAAAAGUAUGAAAAAGAUCUAUGCAGGACUGUAAAACGCUCAAUGCAAAAGUGCAAGUCGUCGCUUGGCUUUCAACCUCUACUCAACUUGUCAGUACAUUUCUGGAGUUGUGAAUGUUUGUAGAUGUUAUUAUGUCACUUGAGACUCCUUCUUUUCCCGCUGUGUUCAGACAGAAUGUAAAACAAAUUUUUAGAAGAAUGGAGAGACGCGAUCACCAGACCGAGUUCGAAUGGCGGCGAGUUGAAAAUGUUUCAACUUGAAGGAAAGAGUUGUGCUUACGCUGCAUUCAGGCCAAAUGAAACUGUAACUACAGCA
Messenger RNA from Morone saxatilis (striped sea-bass), 5126 nucleotides. It is a transcript of the gene ubn2a, whose product is annotated as ubinuclein 2a. Gene Ontology annotation, cellular component: nucleus. The record is from RefSeq and is a predicted model, not a curated record. NCBI's taxonomy places the organism in Eukaryota, Metazoa, Chordata, Actinopteri, Moronidae.